AUGGCGGAGCUUUCGACCGUCGGAGGCACGUACGGCGCCCUCUUCCUCGGUCUCCUGAUUUCCGCAGUUCUCUUUGGGGUCACCAUCCUCCAAUCCUUCGUAUACUUUGUCCAGUUCCCGAAGGACAAGGUGUCCAGGAAGUGCUCCGUUCUGUGGCUUUGCAUUCUGGAUGCAGUCCACCUCGCCCUCGCCUCUCACGCCGUGUAUUUCUACGUGAUCGUCAACUAUAACACUCCCUACACUCCUUUACCCAUCACUCUCAGCCUCAAGUUUCGUACUAUUGUCGACGGACUCGUCGUCGUCUCCGUUCACACUCUUUAUACCUUCUGGUUAUGGCGCCUCCGCGCCAUCAACGAUAAGCUUGAACCAUUUGGAAAGGAAGACCGACGGUGGACUUCCCAGAAGAUGUCUUUCGGAGUGAGCGUAUCGCAGUGGCUGAUGAAGCGAAUCGUUCCGUGGAUCAUCAGCACUCUUGUCGUCAUCGGAUACGGGACUGCAUUAGUCAUGUGCUAUGAGACAUUUCGUCUUGAUACAUUUCAGCGUCUGUCGCAAGCACCGUGGGCGACUUACAUCCCGUACUGUUUCUCGACUGUCGUUGACGUGCUCAUCGCCGGAUCCUUGUGCUACUUUCUCCAUCGUUGUAAGACGGAUAUUGGCGGUAUGAACGGCCCUAUUCGAAAUCUCAUGGUAUACACCCUCAAUACAGGCAUAUUCACUUGUGUCUGUUCUUUGUUCGCGGUAUACACGAUGCUCGCAGCGUCUGAUACUCUGAUUCCCAUAGCCGCCGAGCUCGUUGUUAUCAAAUUGUACAUCAACUCUUAUUUGGCUCUGCUCAAUGCUCGUUCAAGCUCGGACGACGGGGACAGCCGUGGGCGGAAUGGCGCACCAUAUGCAUCACGCCAUUCCUCGUUCACCCCUCAUGAUGUGGUGCCCGCGGAGCUAGAACACAAACACUUGUCUCUCCCGUCCUUCGCCCCAUGCUCGUCGCCGUCGGCAUCAUCGGUUUACCUCGCGCAGCAUAUUUUCGACCCACGCGAUGUUCCGCUCGACCUCCCUCGAGCCGAUCACGUUCGCGACAUGUCGUCCAGCAUGAGCGUAGUGUACGAAGUACCGACUCCACCCUCAACAGCGCCUCGCAAAUCUCCCACAGAGCGUCUCACGAUAUCCCCACGGCUCCUUGACCGCGAACGUACUCCCUCACCACCAUGCGGAAGCGUCGACGUCUUCACAGUCACCGCGCCGUCCUCCAUGUCGCACUACUCCGGGACCCCUCCAGACCAGCCCUCGCCCUUGACGCUCGUCAACCCCGUCGAAGACGAAGAAGUCAUACGCACCGGACCCAACAUCCAUUCAAGCUCCGCACUCUCCUUGCUUCAGUCCUUCUCGCGUGCGCGAGUCCGCAUGGCGAGCCCCAUACCCCCCGUCAUCUCCGCACCCACCUCUCCGCGGCACCUCCCUCCGCCUCCAUCUCUGCAGGCGCUCUUCCAGCCCCCGCGCCCCUCCUUCCCUCCUUCCCCGCCCCCGACGACCACCCACGGGCGGUACCCCACCGUGCCCCCAUCCGCCCCGACUUCCGCCGCCGCCGCCGCCGCCGCCGCCACCGCGCGCUUCCCCUCCGCCGAUUCCCGCGACGCAACCCCGAUCGAGUACCCGUCCACGUCCUACCGGACCACUUCUCCGCCGGACCGCAUCAACUCGCCCCUCCGCUUCGCGCGUGACGCCGAUUUCGACGACCCCCUCGCGGACGGAUGUGUCCGUGGAGGGAGAUCGGGGUCGCACUCUCCUGGGGGACGCCGCCCGGUGGGGGAGCUGGAGAACGACCGGUACACGCGCAUGGUGCUCAUGAGCCGGGGCGCCGCGCAGGCGGGGCGGGGCGGGGCGUCCGCGCGUGCUGGUUGGGUGUGA
Messenger RNA from Epithele typhae, 1905 nucleotides. RefSeq lists its product as uncharacterized. Lineage: Eukaryota; Fungi; Basidiomycota; Agaricomycetes; Polyporales; Epitheliaceae. The coding region runs from base 1 to 1905 and encodes 634 amino acids. The record is from RefSeq and is a predicted model, not a curated record. The transcript is spliced from 17 exons.